This is a messenger RNA of Lodderomyces elongisporus, 1443 nucleotides long. RefSeq lists its product as uncharacterized. Lineage: Eukaryota; Fungi; Ascomycota; Pichiomycetes; Serinales; Debaryomycetaceae. The record is from RefSeq and is a predicted model, not a curated record. The transcript has a single exon. The coding region runs from base 1 to 1443 and encodes 480 amino acids.
AUGAGUAUACAGGUGCAUUUCAACAAGGUUGAAUUGUCGAUUCUCACUAUACCUAGACCAAAGCUCUGGAUCUUUGCAAAUUCGAUAUUACAGCUCUUGUAUGAUUCAAUUGGUGAGCACUGUCCGGAAGAAGAAGAAGAAGAAGCAGACGCAGAAGAAUAUAAAGUGACAAGAAGAAGUGAUAGUGACAAUAGGAGUGAUAUUGACUUUAACAAUGACAAUGACAAUGACAAUGAUGAUGCAGAUGGGCCUGGUCUAAACGACUUGAAACAAAGCAUAGAAAGUUUGAACGAAAUCAAGUCCGUAGAAUCUUAUGAUAGCGAUAUUUCUGGGGGCAGACAAGUGGACAACUCGAGCAAAAGUCUAGACCAUGAUUUCCAAUCCGCUUUAGCCCAAGCUUCGAGCAACCACGAAGAGUCAGAAGAGAGCAUAUUGCAUAUUGCAUUAACACCAUCAGAGUGUACUAUUAUCUGUCCCACACGAUUAGUCUCCAAAUUUUUCAAAAGCCCGUUGGCUAUCUGUAAAGCAUUGGGAUAUAAAGAUGUGCAACUUUUGCCGUCACCAUUUUUGAGCUUAAUAGUUGAUUCGGAUGGCAGUGGAGAUAAACUGUCGAGGAUUCUUGAGUUGACAAAACCAUUAUCUGAGCAUGACAUUUCCAUCUUCUACAUUUCCUCACAUUUCAACGAUAUAGUGUUGAUCCCACACGCUGCAAAGGAGAAAGUGGAACAGAUUCUAACGGCAGAGCAUUUUGAGUACAUGGAGAGCUCAGAUAGCUAUAUAUCAAAUGGAGGGUCAUUUGGUAACGAAGGUGAAAACAUCGAUGAUGUAGUUGUUGUGCAUGAAGAUUACAAUAAUAAUGAUAAUGAAUCCGAAAGUAUCACCACAGAGGUAUUAUUGCUGCUGUCGUCGCCACUGCCGCCACCGCAUCAACAACAACAACAACAGAAGCAGCCUCCAAGACAACCGAUCCAUGAAAAAGCAUUUGAACUUUUUGCUCAAGCAGGAAUUCACCCCAAGAUUCAUGAUCAACAUGAACUCUUAUUAACCGGAUCGCGGCCGGGAGAAAUGAAAAGCGCAAUAUUAAAAACAAUAAAAUUAUUAUCUUUAGCAAACCAUAAACUGCCGCCGUAUUUUGUGCUCACUAGAACAUUCUCCACAGAAUUGUCGUUAACACUACCGGAGUCGGAGAAGACUCGGUCAGAGUAUGGAUUUGAUUCAACAAAUACAAUUGGUUCGGCACAGGAUGUCAUUAUCCCAAUCAGUAUGGAUUUCACCAGCUUACCUUUGAACUGCACAGGUAUUGUUGCAGGGAUGGCGAAUUUGUUGAUCACCGAGGGUGGGAAUUCAAUCGAGCUUGGAUACUUGUCCAUGGCCAGAUCCGGUGUCAUAAUGAUUCCGCAAGAGAAUCUUGAAGCGGUACAGCAAAUAUUAGAACGUAUAUGA